UCCACCCCAGCAGCCCUACUGUAGUGUAGUUCUUAAAGUGAACCGCCGGCGCCAAGCUACAAGACUGAUUGCCAAAGUCAAUCAGGUGCCUAGUAAUGUGCUGACAAGGAGCCAUUACAUUCUCGUUAGCAAACAGACAGGAACUGGGGAUUUAUUAAUGUUGAAAAAAACUGUCAGGUAUUUGGCAUUGUGAUAUUUUUGUCUUGUGUGGUGGGAGGGAUUCCUGUGUCCUUAGGGCUCAAGGAAACACAAAUGGUGUCGUCAUGUAGUAAGUAGAGAUCAAGACAUUUAGUUGACAGGUGAUGUGAAACUGGACACUUCGUUUCACUCAACUAACAGAUUUGGACUGCUUCAAUGUUGUCACUAGCUGUCAUAUAUCAAGCUGUUUCUGGGUGAUGGGAUGUGGGCUGGAAGAAGGUGGUUUGGAGGAUCAAGUCUGUAUUCUCAGCAGUGUUAGGUAAAAGUGAACACAGAGCACCUCACACACCCUACAGCUACAGCCUCCCACCACAGCCUGCAGCUGACACAGCAAAAACCUCACCAAGACUUCACCAGUCUGUGGACUGUUACAGGCUUACAGUAUUUCAGUUGUGUUUGGAUAACAUUGGACUGCAUCAGUAAGUCAUUAACAGCAGGGUUAGGCAGUGAAAAAUAUUGAUGGCAGACAACAUUAGUGUUUGACUCAAGGAAAACUUUCAUGGGGCAAGAAUGUCAUUUAACAAGUAAAGACCUCAAGGAACUUUGAAGGUCUCUUAUACAAAAAACUUGUGUUAAAACAUCAGAUUUCUACAAAAUAUGAAUCUUUUCCGACUAUGAAAUGUACUGUUUGAAAGAAGAUUCAAGAAAUCACCAAUACCAGUGUAAUGUCGGCUUAUUACCUUUAGUCUGUAUUCAGCAACUGGACAGUCGUUAGAUACUGAAGGACAUUUUCAGUACUCAGAAAACAAAAACAUUAUUGCUCCUGACAAUCUUGAGUAAUUAUUAUUUAUUCAGAUUUCUCAAUUGAUAUUUUCUGGGAGAUAUCUUCUCCUGCGACUUCAUCAACAGGCCACAAUGUCAAUAAUAAACGUAAGUACAGCGGCAACGUUGACAGCUAACGUGACCCAGGGGAUGAUGAGGCGCUGGACCCUGGAAGAGCGGGCACAGCUGAUUCUCUCCCAGCCCGUCGCAAUCAUCAGUCUCAUUCUUUGUUUUCUUGCCAUUGUUGCAAAUUGCUUCUCAAUUCUUGCAACCAUGCUGGGUCCCAAUGGUAUGGUGACACACAACAAACUGAUUGUGAGCCUGGGGCUGUCAGACAUCCUGCUGAGUUUCAGUGUGGUCAGUCACACCAUCAACAAGGUGCUCAUUCCCUACCCCCACAAGGACUCCACCCAACAGGAAGUCCUCACAUUCUACUGUAUGACAAUCUUUGCAUUUGCUCUCUACACAAUGGCAACAAUCAUCUCCCUUUUGAACCUCUUUGCAAUGGCAGUGGACCACUAUGUUGCCAUCAUGAAACCCCUUCAUUACGCUGCAUACCUGUCCCGGGCACGAGGCAAUUGCUUUAUUGUGACCAUAUGGAUGUUGGCAAUUUUUUGUGGAUUUUCAGUAUUUUUAUCUGAUAUCCGGAACUACGGUAAAAGAGAUCUGAAUUACUGUCAUUAUCUGAAGAAACGAGAUUUUCAAGGGGAAUAUCUCAUUAUUGCUGUUGCAUUCCUCUGCCUCCUGACCAUCCUGUACACAUAUCUGCGCAUUUACAUCGAAGUCCGGAGAGUUCACAGACAAGGCCCGUCAGCACGAAUGGAUUACGUACGAAAUCGGAAGGCUCUCUUCACAACCUUGGUCAUCAUCGGAACAUUUGCUGUUUGCUGGCUGCCGACAUGUCUGAUGCAAAUAAUCCUCACUAUUCAAGCAAAACUAAGUCCACAGUCGAUCAUUAAACAUUUUGGGGUCCUGUUUCGACUUCAGCGCUAUCUCAACUGCCUGAUUCUGGUGAACACUCUGUGUGAUCCCAUCGUUUAUGCAGUUCGUCUGAGAGAUGUUCAGCUUGGAUACAGAAGAAUUUUCCAGAAAUGUCUCUUUUUUCGGUCCAAACGGAGAGGCAGCCUACAAAUGACCAUGGAGCGUCGAAACACACAAAUUGCACGUCUGCUUACAAUGGACAGUAUCACAAUACCGAACGACAAGGAGUCAGGCAACUCACUGUGUGAAACCUCAGCUGACAAGAACAGUGAUUCACCAACCAAAGUGUAAUCCCAUUAUUUGCUGCUGCUCAGGAAUUAUGCAACAUAAGACCAAACUUAUCAAUGCAGACAGAUAUGCUGAACAUCUACAAGUUUCACCAACUCAAUGGACACUAGAUUAUUAUUCGUAUCUCCUUACACCCAAUAUGGAGAGAUAUGUAAUUGUCACUGAAAAUAACUGAACUAUCAUGAAAUAUGAAUCCAAUAUACAGAUUAAUAUUUUUCUUUGAAACAACAGUAAAUGACAGCUUCAGCAGUAAUCAGAAGCCUGUUAUGACAUUGGAAGAUGUCAACAUGUUUAAGUUUGAAUCACUGGGACAAGAGUUCAGUGUUGGAUGUUGAUUCAUACAAGGAAUGUUUGAACAUGGCACCAACUUCAUCUCAUCCGAAUAGCCAACCUUAGUCAGGGUAAAAACAUAUCAGUGAGGCAUUUGAAACGUAAGACAAAUUCAUAUAGACAGUUUAAAUGUAAUCAUGGUGUAAACAAUUACUUUUUCUCUACUGCUACAUUAUUAAUUCUGUAAGCUGGAUGUGGUUGGAACCAUAUUAUCUAAUAAGGUAUCUGGGCUUUGAAAGAAAGUCAAAGAUCCUGGUGUGACUAAGGGAACCAACUCUGCAUGACAUUUUUUUAUGCCUUAGACAUUCUACCAACCCUCAUCACAGUAUAGAUCAGACUAUAUCAUUUCUUAUUUGGAGGGUUUAUUAUUUCUCAACAUGAAACCAAUAUUUAUUUAGUGAUCAAUGAUUAAACACAAAGAACAAAGAAUGAUUAGGGCCUUUUUAGCCCAUGGGUAUGCAUAAUUCAAGAAAUUAGGUAAAGCUUUACAAAUCAUUGUGACCUUUAUCAGAUAUGUUCAUAAGUACCCAAAAUAAGUUUUUCAAUUCAACAACUGCAUGUGACUUAUGACAACACCUAAUGCAAAUGUAAGGCUAAGUCAAAAGGACGAUUUUGGACGUUUUCAGGAAGAGAUCUUCUAAUAUUUGAAAAUAAAAAAGUCUUUGACCAAGGCAGGUCUUUUUUCAUGGAAGUACACAAAAAAAGGUACAAACAUAUUUUACAAAAUUAUGGGGGCUUUCACACUGGUGCAUAGUUAGAUGUUGUCUUGAAUUGAAAACAUUGCCCUUUUAUGGUAAUUUUCGCCAUUGUUGUGGAGAAAAAUAAUUCUUGCAAGGGUAAGAAAAAAAUUAUAAAGCCAUAAUAGUCUGUAGCUCUCCAGAACUAUGAAGACAAAGUGGCGGCCAUGUCGAAAGUCGGAUUGGAUUUCUGUGUGCAACUUUUAGACAUUACAGCUGGAAUCAUUCAUACAAAGUUUCACCACCCUAGGGCUUGUAGAUACAGAAAUGUUGAAAAUGCAGAAAAAAUUGAAAAAAUGGGCUUACCUGAAUGUCAAAAGUAAUAGCUUGAUUAAAAAACAAUAAUCAAAAUAUGCCCCAAAUGUAUUAUACAUUAUACCACACACUUUCUGCAUAUCAUCUUCAUCUUCCGGAGGUUUAAAGUCUGAUCGCAAUUCUGUGAAAACAGACACCAUAUCUGGGAUAACUUAUGCAAAGUUUCAGUUUCUUACACAUAAUUUUUGGAGAAGAUGUUCAAAAUGUAAAACUUAACGAUGCACAUUCACAGGGAUGGACAGAUGAUAAAUGAGCCACAACACAAGCUCACUUGACCAGCUGUCAACCAUUUGAUCAUAUCUUAUGAUUUUCACACCAUUAUUACAAAACUUUUCAUGAAAGUUUACAUGUCCAUUGGGCCAGAAAUAGCCCAUAACCAAUUGUCCUCUGCAUCAGAUGUAACGACGUCAUCUACAUGGUGGGUUCCACUUCAUUUCCAACAUAAGUCCUCCUGCCAUGCUGCUGUGAGGUAUCUGACACACAACUGUAGUCUUCAUUGCUGGGUUUCAAACAUCAAAACAAUUUCUUAUCUUGAAAACAUAACCCCCUUGGAGAUAUUGGAUAAGGAAAGAUCACAGAUUAGACGUAUUUAAAAUACCAAAGGUUUGUGGAAAGAUGAAAAUCUCUUUGUAAAGGAAAUGUUACACGUUAUAUGGAAAUACACAACGUGUAUGCAUAGAUGAAACAUCCUUUGAAAUUUUUAUGCUAUUUUGAUAAAGAUCAAAGGUGUGUACAGAUAGAAAUUUCUUUGAAAGAUGAGUGUUGUCUUAAGAUUAUCAACAGCCAAUUCAGAUAUCUGUUUCACCAGACAAUUAAUGGACAUUCAAUAGUAACUUGCACACAGCCCUUAUACUGUGAUUUAAAGAUAUCACAAGACAGUGAGAGAAUGAUAAGAAUUGGAUGCAACUUAUAGUCGAUCACCAUGGAGCCAUGUUGGGAAAGGAUGCCAACAAGUUGGAAGCACUACCUACUGGGCCACAAGCUAGAAUAGUUAAGCUUUGUUUCCAUUGUCUUGGUUCAACAAACAUACAAUCUCAAUAAAAUCAAUCUUAGUUCUCACUACCGCUAAACAAGGAUCUGAGGACAUCCCAUUACAGGUCACGUCAGAACGACCUUUCAUCUUACCAAAAAGAGUGUAGCUUACCAAAUCAGGAAAGUGUUUUCUCAUCAUGCAACCUCAAAAUGUUUGACACGAUUAUUCCAAGCUACAAUUACGAGCUUUACGAUUGAAUCCAUCAAAAACAUUGUCUAUCUGUCCCUUCAGUGGGAUAAACAUUUGAACGGAAGAGACUUUGCAUCACCUGUGGGAAGUACUGCCCUACAAUCUCAGCCAUCUGUUGACAUUCCAGUAUGUUCUUUUGUUUAGUUUUCAAAUUUUGAAUCGAGAACUUUGUCAACAUAUUUUUCAAAGCCUAGUCGCCAGUAAGAAACUAAUCCUGUAUAGCUUAAGAAAGCUGCUUUCUGAUUGGCUAAGUUGACUUCUUGUUAGUCAUUUCAUUGGUCCGUCAAAGUUUGCGAAAGGUCGUUCUGAUAUGACCCGUAAUGGGAUGUCCUCAGAUCUUUGUUUAGUUGAAGUGAGAACUACGAUCUGGUUUUAAUGAGAUUGACAAAAGAUGACAUUCAAUGUGUUUGUCAGAGUCUCAAUUGUAUAUUAGAAAUCAUAGCACAAGUUAUCUAUUAGAUAUUUUAAUGAAUUUGUAAAGUUUUCUUUUUGAAUUAUUAUGCCUUUAUCAGCUAGUGACAUUUUGCUUGGGAUCUUAAGUAGAUUCACAUAAUGCAACACUACAUAGCUUUUUAGUGGUCAACCAGUAUAGUGAGGAAGCAAUUGCAAACAUUUAUUUCUGUACUGCUGACAAAAAAUGUCAUGGAGACAAGACAUAUUUUUCCAAAAUCUAUUUCUGUACCAUUAUUAUUUGUUUGCUUGUUGUUUAAUGCCACACUCUGCAAUAUUUCAGCUAUAUGACAGUGGUCUGUAAAUAAUCGAGUCUGGACCAGACAAUUCAGUGAUUGACAUCAUGAGCAUCAAUCUAUGUAAUAGGGAUGACAUGCAGAAUCAAGUCAGCAACCCUGAAAACCCGAUCUUGUUAGUCGCCUCUUACGACAAGCAUGACUUGUCGGGGACCUCUUCUCCACUGGUUUUACCAUUAAUAAAAAGUGGUGGAAACAUAACUACCUGUGAGUGUGAUGGGUUUAACACUGCGUUGAACAGUGUUUCCGUCAUAUCACAGCAUGUCAGCUUGAUGUGGGAGGAAAGUCCCUUCUGAUCAAGGUGUUAGAGGUUUGUUUACCACUUGAAAUCCACAAGCUCAAGAAUGAUGCAGACGUUUUUUGGGAUGACCACACACUUUGAUGAAAACAUUUCUCAUACACUACUAAUUACCUGUUUUGUCUCAACAUCUACCCACCAAUCACCAUCCAUAACCAACUGUGUUUGUCAGGUAGCAGCCAUGUACCAGUUCAUUAUUCCCACCCGGGACUCAGACACAGACAUAGUACAGUCGUUCACUCACAUCUAUUUCCAGUGCAUGUUUAUAGUCCUUUGAAAGUCCUAAUUAUUUGUUAGCAUCAGUGUGCACUUUGUUACGAUUAUAUUUUAUGUACAUGAACUGUUUUCUUUUAGCUUUUAAUAAAUAACUUCAAACAGCACGUUCUGCAUAAUGGCGUCAAUUAAUCUAUUACAGACCUUAGAAACUAUCUGAUAAAAGAUUAGAAUGGAACCGAAAUGCCUGCAGAC
This is a messenger RNA of Haliotis rufescens (red abalone), 6345 nucleotides long. Its product is annotated as melanocortin receptor 3-like. Gene Ontology annotation, biological process: G protein-coupled receptor signaling pathway. The record is from RefSeq and is a predicted model, not a curated record. Gene Ontology annotation, cellular component: membrane. The transcript has 2 exons. Bases 1054 to 2232 code for a protein of 392 amino acids. Gene Ontology annotation, molecular function: G protein-coupled receptor activity. Lineage: Eukaryota; Metazoa; Mollusca; Gastropoda; Lepetellida; Haliotidae.